This is a messenger RNA of Sorghum bicolor (sorghum), 1173 nucleotides long. RefSeq lists its product as uncharacterized. The transcript has 2 exons. NCBI's taxonomy places the organism in Eukaryota, Viridiplantae, Streptophyta, Magnoliopsida, Poales, Poaceae. The record is from RefSeq and is a predicted model, not a curated record. Bases 1 to 1173 code for a protein of 390 amino acids. Gene Ontology annotation, molecular function: nucleic acid binding; zinc ion binding.
AUGACGGACGCCGACGCCGACGCCGACGCCGACGCCGCCCGCGGCCGCGGCGGGUGUUUUAAGCGUCAGGGGGCCACAUGGCAUGGAAGGGGCAGGGCAGGCAGAGAAAAAGACGCGAGACAGGCCUCCGCCAUUGCUGCUGCCGCCAUUGCUGAGGCUGAGGACCUUCAACGUGGCUUCAAUGCGGCCACCGCUCCCAACCACCAGACCCGCACUGUUGCUGCCCAGACGGCAGAAAGUGGCCGCACGCGCCGCCCUUUCGUGCUCUGUCUCCGCAGUUCUGACAACGCGACCUUACCUCCGCUUCUACCUCUGCCCACUAAACCGGCUGAGCCGCUGACCAUCGGGCCCCAAGACAUUAACGCUUCCGACAUGGCUGUGGGCCCUCGCGCCGAACUAGUUGACAAGUGCGCCAGUUACUGUUUCGGGCGGACGACCGCCUUUCCUUCUAAGGAACUGAGCGGCUCGGUUCCUGGUAAGUCCUAUCUUACUGCCGCUCUCACUCCUCCGAAACCUUCGCCUCCUCCCAAAUCUACCUCCUUCUCCUACGCUCCCACUGCCUGCUUCCGGUGCCUUGCCGCCGACCACCGUGUAAAAGACUGCCGCGAUCCGGUCCGGUGCCGCGUCUGCGGUGUCUUCGGCCACAUGAAGCGCUCCUGCAAGCUGUCCUCGCGGUGGGGCGUCGCGGCCAGGCAUGGCCUCGUGACCCGGUCGUCUUCUUCUGGAGGUGCUUUUGGAAGCACUUUCGGACAACGUGGAGGGCGCACCCGCGCCACGACGUCGUGGUCCACGCCUCACGUGGACGCGGACACUACCUCGGUCCCCCACCCUGGUGCUGCCCCUGCCCCGGCAGCUACAGCGCCAACUACAGUCUCUCCUGCUCCAGGCUCGGCGUCCGCCUCGCCACGCGGCCAGCGCCCGACCCCCCCUAGGUCGGCCCUUGGGUCGCCGUCAACCAGCUCUAGGGCCCCCUCUUCGCCCGCCCCGGUUCCACCGCUUCCCUUCUAUUACUUCUCUCGGGACGAGGCCGAGCCAGACAUCAGCAGCGCCCUCGAUAGCUCUGCCUCCGUGCGGCCCCGGAUUCAAGACCCCUCCUCUUCUAAGGAAGCGGCCGCUCUCCCCCCUCUGCGCUUCAAGCCCCCAAGACUUGCUACUCCUGAUCUUUGCCUCUAG